AUGGACGCCGUCGACUCCGUCGUGGAACCCCUCCGCGAGUUCGCCAAGGACAUCGUCCGCCUCGUCAAGCGCUGCCACAAGCCCGACCGAAAGGAGUUCACCAAGGUGGUCGCGCGGACGAUGGUCGGGUUCGUCGUCAUGGGGUUCGUCGGCUUCUUCGUCAACCUCAUCUUCAUCCCCAUCAACAACAUCAUCGUCGGCUCGGGCUAUAUGUCCGUUCUGUAUCCUGAGAUGAUUUCCCUGUCGCUUGUGUAG
Molecule: messenger RNA, 255 nt
Organism: Hordeum vulgare subsp. vulgare (domesticated barley)
Lineage: Eukaryota; Viridiplantae; Streptophyta; Magnoliopsida; Poales; Poaceae
Product: protein transport protein Sec61 subunit gamma-like
Exons: 2
Coding region: 1-255 (84 amino acids)
Biological process (GO): post-translational protein targeting to membrane, translocation; protein targeting
Cellular component (GO): Ssh1 translocon complex; membrane
Molecular function (GO): transmembrane protein transporter activity
Source: RefSeq, a predicted model, not a curated record